ACAUAUGCUAAAGCUCUACUUAUUUACAUUUAUUUAUGUAUUUUCUACCAAAAAUUUGUGGAACUUAUGCUGACAGGUGAUAUUGUGGAAGCGACGCUAUUGUGUGUGUACGUUGUAUUAUUUUUUUAAAAUGUCGCGAAAACGUGAAGCAAAUAUAUUUAACGAAAAAUUGCGCGAAGAAUUUUCGUUUAUUAAGAAAGCGAAGACCGAAAGUGAUGUCCUUUGCGAAGUGUGCAACACGGGUUUUAGUAUUAUGCAUAGUGGUCGCCGAGAUAUUGAGUCGCAUAUUAAAUCAAAAAAUCACCUAAAUGCAUUGCACGCUGCCACGUCCAGCCACACACUCAAUAGAUAUUUAAAAAGUUCUACUAGAGCUCCAGAAAGACUUAAAUGACUGCCAUUUCUUCACUAUAUUGACGGACGGAAUAGCGCUAUGAACAAAUUGAACAUAAAUAAGAAACUAGUUGCGUUUUGUGGAGAUAACGCGGCGUGUAAUUUUAGCAACUUUAAUCGAACCGGCACAAAUAAUGUGUUUUACAAACUGAAGCAGCUUUAUCCUGGAUUGAAUGGCGUUGGAUGUGCAGCGCAUAUUGUUCACAAUACUUUAAAAAAAAGCUUGCGACAAAAUGCCUUUUGAUGUGGAGAUGAUUGUAGUCAAAAUUUAUUCACAUUUCUAUUUGUUCACCGUGCGUGUCGCAAAAUUGAAAAAAUUUUGUGAAUCCGUUGAUGUGGAAUAUAAAAAACUGAUAGGUUACAGCAAAACUCGUUUCCUAGGCUUGUUGUCAUCAGUCGAGUCAAUAUUAAGAAUUUUUGAUGGUCUUAAGGAGUAUUUUUUGGGAGAUCCCAACACCCCAAAUUCUUUGCUACUAUUUUUUGAAGAUCCAAGGGCCAAGAUGUGGCUGCUUUUCCUUCGUGAUCAAGCAUCUAUUUUCAACAGAACAGUUAAAGCAGUGGAAAGCGACAAUAUUAAUGCAAUGGAAGUUGGGCAUGCACUCAAUUCUUUUGUCCAAUCGCUCGAAUCUCGGAAAAAAGAAGCAUUUUUGUCCGCUACAGUGCAAAAGGAAAUGGAACAUAUUUCUGCUGUUGACGAAACAGUGUCAAAAGAAGAGAUGCAAGAUCUCUCACGUCACAUCUAUGAAUCAUGUAUAAAAUAUAUUGAAAAGUGGAAAGAACAAUUUGACCAUAUUAUGAUUUUUGCCUGGUGUGCGCUUGAUCAACCACCGCAAUGGAAGUUUAUCGAAACCACCGCGAAGUACAUUGCAACCAAUAACCAUUUUGAUCUGGAAUCAUCCUAUACUGAUUUAUUCAAUCAGUUCACGUAUUUGGAAAGAUACGUAACCGAAGAGAAAAUCCAAUCGUGGGAAGAAAAUGGUAUUGCCACCGAUCAACGCUGGGCUGAAAUUUUUCAACAUUUCGUCAAAAAGAAGGUUCCAUACAACCACAUGGGCAGAAUCAUAUCGUAUAUUCUCUCCUUGCCAGUCACAUCAGCCACCGUUGAACGAGUAUUUUCUCUGAUCAAUCAGAUUUGGAACGAUGAAAAAUCACAAAUAAAGAUCGAAACAUUGCGAGAUCUUUUAUAUGUUCGAUACAACAUUAAAAUGACUUGUAUGGAAUUUUUUGAAUUUUUAAAAAUGAAAAAUACGCAUUCAAAAAUGCCAAUCAUUUGCAUAACGAGUUUGGAUAUCGAAAAAUAAACUGCUUUCUCCAUAACUUGACCAUAAAUUGAAAUCAAAUUAAAUUAAAUUGCAUUUGCGAGCACCGUUUUUUCAUUAAUUUAAAACUGUACAUAAUAUUUUAAAAAUUUGUGUGUACGUAAAUGAGAUCUUGAAAAGGAGGUCACCCUAGGUAUACCAAACAUGUCUUCCAGUCCAAUCCUUUUAACACUUGGUCCAUAAGCCUCUCAAAAGUGGCAGGAACGUUACAUAACCCAAAGGGCAUUACAGUGAUUGCCAUAGACUAUCUCCAAUGCUGAAAGCCGUCUUUUCUUUGUCUUCUUCGUUUACUUCCACUUGCCAAUAGCCACUUUUCAAAUCGAGUGUUGAAAACCAAUUCGUGCCUGAUAGUGAGUCUGGGCUGUCAUUUAUUCUAGUUAAUGGAUAACUUUAUUUCUUCGUGACAUCAUUCAACUUUCUGUAGUCCACGCAAAACCUCAUUUUACCAUCUUUCUUCUUCACAAGUACUACAGGUGAACUCCAUGGACUCGAUGAUGGUUCAAUUAUGCCGCUAUCGCUCAUUUCACGUAUGGUCUGGCUUACAACUUCACGUUUGGCUAAUGGAACGCUGAUUAGUCUUGCAUCUCCGGUGUUGAUGGAAUGUUUCACAAUUUUGGUUCUACCUGGUUUGGAUUCACCUUUGUCGAAUAUGGUGGAGUAUCGAGAAGAGGUUGUUUGGCCUUCUUUUUAUGGUCUACUUCAAGUUCCUUGGUCCAUGCAUUAAUCUCGUUUGAAAUAUCGUUUUUACCCACAGAAUUCAAGAUGUGUUUCGCAAUUUAUUACGGCCUUAAUCUCCUGACACUGCCCUAAUAUAGCUCCUUUGGAGAUUGUGACUGGUGACUUACACUCAUUAAGGACUCUUACUGGAACUAUUUUGUCUUGUCGUGUCAUAGCCAGGGUUUUUUCUAUAAGUAAGUUUGGUAUGGAUUCUUUCGUGCCUUCAACAACCCACAACGUGUCCGUCCCAUAGUCUCCAUCUAUUUCUGCCCAAAUAAUUUCUUCUGAUUUUGGUGGAAUCUUCUGAUUUUCUGUUAUUAACACUUGUCUAACGUUGCAUUUGUUAUCAUAACCAAACAUAAGAGGCACUUCCAUAUUGUUAUAAGACAUAAUUUUGU
Messenger RNA from Zeugodacus cucurbitae (melon fly), 2824 nucleotides. RefSeq lists its product as uncharacterized. NCBI's taxonomy places the organism in Eukaryota, Metazoa, Arthropoda, Insecta, Diptera, Tephritidae. The transcript has 3 exons. Gene Ontology annotation, molecular function: protein dimerization activity. The record is from RefSeq and is a predicted model, not a curated record. Bases 624 to 1691 code for a protein of 355 amino acids.